Arctia plantaginis is the source of this 1377-nucleotide messenger RNA. Lineage: Eukaryota; Metazoa; Arthropoda; Insecta; Lepidoptera; Erebidae. The record is from the annotation of a GenBank genome assembly.
AUGAACAAUAUUACGGGCAAAUUCGCAUCAGUUCGCAAAAUCCGCCACUUAGUGUCAGGGGAGGAGUACGCAGCAAAGUUCAUACGCAAGCGGCGGCGCGCAGCGGACACCACUCGCGAGAUCCUGCACGAGGUCGCUGUACUUGCACUCUGCGCUGAUUGCACAAGAGUCGUCAGUCUGCACGAGGUCUAUGAGACACGUUCAGAAGUGGCGAUCGUCCUAGAAUUGUGUGCGGGGGGAGAAUUACAACGUCUUUUGGACGAGGAAGACAGAUUAUCCGAAGGAUCCGCGCGGCGGGCACUUCGUCACGUUCUAGAAGGCCUAGCACAUUUACAUGCACGCCGUGUGGCCCACCUAGACCUCAAACCACAGAACCUUCUUCUAACCGCUGGGAGUGAAGAACUGUUGAUAUGUGACUUCGGCAUCAGCCGUGCCAUACACCCUGGAGCACAUGUCCGCGAAAUAUUAGGCACGACGGAUUAUGUUGCGCCUGAAAUCCUGUCCUACGAACCCCUUUCCUUGGCCGCAGACAUCUGGUCGGUCGGUGUCCUGGCGUACGUCCUCCUCAGCGGGUACUCGCCAUUCGCGGGUGACACCAAGCAGGAAACGUACCUCAACAUAGCGCAGUGCCAGCUCAACUUCCCCAAGCGACUGUUCCGGGGGGUGUCGCAUCAAGCCAUACAGUUCAUUAAAGAGACUCUUGUCGUUGAUCCUAAGGGUCGUCUUACAGUGGAAGAGUGCCUGGAGCACCCCUGGUUAAAAGACGAGGUGGACCUGCCGCAUGCCAUCGUGGGUGUCGGCUUUGACGUCAACGAACUCGCACACGAUGACGACGAUGAUGAGGAUAUCACCCUCAGUGGCGUCAGCGUUGACGCUGGCAACGGAGUCAACGGUGUAAACGGAGUUAACGGCGUUAAUGGAGUUAACGGCGUCAAUGGCGUUAACGGACAUAAUGGAGUUAACGGUCACAACAGUGUCAAUGGAUGCAAAGGGACCAAUGGGGCACAUGAUGAUAACAAAGAAUCAUGUGUGUCUCGAACGCCACAGGGUUCACCCCCAACCCCGCGCUGCGAGCGAUCCGAGCGCUUAGAGCGCGUGGAGAGCGACGAGUGUGAUGAGCGAGGCGAGCGCGCUGAGCGCGACGAGCGUUCUGCCGACAAGCCACUCAAGCACGCACACGCGCGAGACUUUUCGCCACCCUUCCCCGAUGCACCUUCCACGCCCAAGGUGUCGCGCAAGUCCCACCACGCGCCUUCGGUGCUGGCCCUGUGCAAGAAGUUCCAGCCCGACUACGAGAAACCGGCCACGCUGGCGCACGCGCACCUGGAGCCGUGCGACUGGGGCCCGCCCGCGCCCGACCGCGCCGUGCUGUGCUAG